AAAAUAUCCUAGAAUAUACAAGUAAACUUUAUUAAAAUAAUCUGGUGAGAAUUUUUAAAAACUUGAAGAUGGAGUUAUUCACAGAAAGGGACAAAGUUAAAAAAACACCGGAAGGAAUCCAACAAUUCAGUAGCGCUCUCUAUUGGAGAAUUAAGGAAAUACAAUUAUAUCAAGGGGAAACAACUUCUUCACCACAUCAACCACGAGACCAAAAUAGCUAAUUAGGGAAGUUAAUUAGGGAGGUUAAUUACCGAUCACUGAGUCACUGUUUAUUUGUGAAUUCGAAUAUCACAUCUUGUUGACGUAAAAGAAAUCUUGUUGUUCAGAUGUGACUUAUGAUUUUUUUAUGGACUUUCAUCAACUAAAGGAAGAUGAUAUAUUUAUAAGGAGCCUUCAUCAAUACAUCAACCUUUUUAUACUGAUAUAAUCUAUGACAAACAACAGCAAAAUAUUUUUCUUGUCUUCACUGUCUGGAAUGUAGAGGAGGUGAUUGCUUUACAAGUUUGUGUAACUUUACGAAGGACUUGACAGUUUUCACCUGCUAAUUUAGAUAUUAAGUAAGAUCACAGAUGAAUGAAACAUAGCAUUAAAUUAUUCCCUGAAAAUACUAACUGAACUGAACACAAACAUAUUCAUAGAAAAGAAAAAAACAAUAUUUUUGUGAUAUAUAUGAGAAAUUAUUCUCUCAGAAUGAAUAAUUUAAUAAAAUCUAAAAACACUGAUACAAAAGAGAAACCAUAUUCCUGUGAUGUCUGUGGAAAAUCAUUUUCUCUAAGAAGUAACUUGAUUAGACACAGAUAUAUUCAUACAGGUGAGAAGCCAUAUCAUUGUGAUAUCUGUGGGAAAUCAUUCCCUGCAAACGGUGACUUGACGAUUCACAAGCGUGUUCAUACUGGGGAAAAACCAUAUCACUGUGAUAUCUGUGGUAAAUCAUUUUCUGGAAGUAAUGACUUGACUAAACACCAGCGCAUUCAUACAGGAGAUAAACCAUAUCGUUGUGAUAUCUGUGGCAAAUCCUUUUCUCUAAAUAGCGCUUUAACUAGUCACAAAUAUAUACAUAUGGGAGAGAUGCCAUAUCAUUGUGAUAUCUGUGGUAAAUCAUUCUCUCAAAGAAGUAACUUGACUGUUCACAGACGUAUUCAUACGGGUGAGAAGCCAUAUCAUUGUGAUGUCUGUGGAAAAUCAUUUUCUCGGAGAAAUCACUUGUCUGUUCACAAACAUACACAUACAGGAGAAAAACCGUGUCAUUGCGAUACCUGUGGUAAAUCAUUCUCUUGUAAUAGUCAGUUGACUACUCAUAGAUGUAUUCAUACUGGUGAAAAACCAUAUCCCUGCGAUUUAUGUGGUAAAUCAUUUUCUCAAACUCAUGCUUUAACUAGACACAAACGUGUUCAUACAGGUGAGAAGCCAUAUCAUUGUGAUAUCUGUGGGAAAUCAUUCUCUGCAAACGGUAGCUUGACGAUUCACAAGCGUGUUCAUACUGGGGAAAAACCAUAUCACUGUGAUAUCUGUGGUAGAUCAUUUUCUGGAAGUAAUGACUUGACUAAACACCAGCGCAUUCAUACAGGAGAUAAACCAUAUCGUUGUGAUAUCUGUGGCAAAUCCUUUUCUCUAAAUAGCGCUUUAACUAGUCACAAAUAUAUACAUACGGGAGAGAUGCCAUAUCGUUGUGAUAUCUGUGGUAAAUCAUUCUCUGGAAAUAGUCAAUUGACUAGUCACAGACGUAUUCACACAGGUGAGAAACCAUAUCGCUGUGAUAUCUGUGGUAAAUCAUUUUCUGUAAAUAGCACUUUAACUAAACACAAGCGUAUUCAUACAGGUGAGAAGCCAUAUCAAUGUAUUAUCUGCGGUAAAUCAUUUUCUGAAAAUGGAGCUUUAACUCGUCACAAACGUAUUCAUACUGGGGAAAAACCAUAUCAGUGUGAUAUCUGUGACAAAUCAUUUUCCGAAAGUAGCAGUGUAACUAGUCACAAGCGUAUUCAUACUGGGGAAAAACCAUAUCACUGUGAUACAUGUGGCAAGUCAUUCUCUAAAUGUAGUGUCUUAACUAAACACCAGCGUAUUCACACAGGAGAGAAACCAUAUCAUUGUGAUAUCUGUGGUAAAUCAUUCUCUUGUAGUAGCCACCUGUCUAAACAUAAACGUAUUCAUACAGGAGAGAAACCACAUCAUUGUGAUAUCGGUUAUAAAUCAUUUUCUGAAAAGAGUUAUUUAACCAGUCACAAACGUAUUCAUACUGGAGAGAAGCCAUAUCAUUGUGACAUCUGUGGUAAUUCAUUCACUGAAGAAAGAAUCUUAGCUAAACACAAGUGCAUUGAUAUAGGAGAGAAAUCACAUCACUGUGAUGUCUGUGGAAGAUCAUUCUCUCGAAGAGGUUCUUUGACUUGUCACAAACGUAUUCAUACUGGGGAAAAGCCAUGUCUUACAGGAGAGAAGCCAUUUUAUUGUAAUAUCUGUGGUAAAUGUUUCUCUCGAAAAGAUACUUUAACUAAACACAAAGCUACACAUACAGGAGAAAAACCAUAUCAGUGUGAUAUCUGUGGUAAAUCCUUUUCUCAUUGUGGUAACUUGACAACGCACAAACGUAUUCAUACAGGAGAGAAACCAUAUCAUUGUAAUAUCUGUGGUAAAUCAUUUCCCCAACAUUGUCAAUUGACUAAUCACAUACGUAUUCAUACUGGGGAAAAACCAUACGUGUGUGAUAUCUGUGGUAAAUCAUUUUCUGUAAGUGGAACUUUAACUCGUCACAAACGUAUUCAUACAGGAGAAAAACCAUAUCAGUGCGAUAUCUGUGGUAAAUCGUUUUCUCAAAGUGGUGACUUGCCUAAACAUAAACGUACUCAUACCGGAGAGAAGCCAUAUCAUUGUAAUAUCUGUGGUAAAUCAUUUUCUGGAAGUAGUGACUUGAUUAUACACAUACGUAUUCAUACAGGAGAGAAGCCAUAUCAUUGUGAUAUCUGUGGUAAAUCAUUUUCUGGAAGUAGUGACUUGAUUAAACACAAACGUAUUCAUACAGGAGAUAUUAAACACAAACGUAGUCAUACAGGUGAGAAGCCGAAUCAUUGUAAUAUCUGUGGUAAAUCAUUCUCUUCAAAUAGCUAUUUGAUUAGUCACACGCGUAUUCAUACUCAAGAAAACCCAUAUCAGUGUGAUAUUUGUGGUAAAUCAUUUUCUCACAACAAGACUUUAGAUAAUCACAGACGUAUUCAUACAGGAGAGAAGCCAUAUCUUUGUAAUAUCUGUGGUAAAUCGUUUUCUCAAAAUAGCAGUUUAACUAAUCACAGACGUAUUCAUACAGGUGAAAAACCAUAUCAUUGUGAUAUCUGUGGUGAGUCAUUCUUUCAAAAAGGCCACUUAAGUACACAUGUGAACAUUCAUACACAAGUGUAACAGUAUCUGUAUCAUGAUUUAUUACAA
Octopus sinensis (East Asian common octopus) is the source of this 3417-nucleotide messenger RNA. RefSeq names its product zinc finger protein 91-like. Gene Ontology annotation, molecular function: RNA polymerase II cis-regulatory region sequence-specific DNA binding; DNA-binding transcription activator activity, RNA polymerase II-specific. Lineage: Eukaryota; Metazoa; Mollusca; Cephalopoda; Octopoda; Octopodidae. The record is from RefSeq and is a predicted model, not a curated record. The coding region runs from base 670 to 3390 and encodes 906 amino acids. Gene Ontology annotation, cellular component: nucleus. Gene Ontology annotation, biological process: regulation of transcription by RNA polymerase II. The transcript is spliced from 4 exons.